AUGCUCUGGUCUUUGCUUCUGCGGAUCAGCGCUGCUUAUGUCAAGCCGGCUGGCUUUUAUCCGGAGCAGACAAGCACGUCCCGUGGGGCAGAAGUGGUGGUUUUGGGUGCCCAAGCACGGGGCAGAGGGGCACCGUGGCCGUCUCUCACCCCCCUUCCCUCCGCAGCUGCCGCCGCUCACUUCAGCUUCUGCCGCAGCCUCCUGGAGCACACGGUCUCGGCCGAAAACCUCAGCUACCGCCUGCAGAGGAACCCGGGCAGCAGCCUCACCUGGCACGAUGGCCGGAGCCAGCGGGCCGACGGCGGCCGGACCAUCAGGGGCGCGGAGGGCUCGCAGGGCCGUGCCUGCGACCACUAUGGCAUCUACCACACCAGCCCCACGCUGGGCAGCCUGGCCAAGCCGGUGGUGCUCUGGACCCAGCAGGAUGUGUGCAAAUGGCUGAAGAAGCACUGCCCGCAUAACUAUCUCAUCUACGUCGAGGCGUUCUCCCACCACGCCAUCACAGGUCGGGCGCUGCUGCGGCUGAACGGGGAGAAGCUGCAGCGCAUGGGCAUCGCUCACGAGGCGCAGCGGCAGGAGGUCCUGCAGCAGGUCCUGCAGCUCCAGGUGCGCGAGGAGGUCCGAAACCUGCAGCUGCUCAGCCAAGAUUGCACCAACACUGUGAACCGAGCACCUCUGGGAUGGGCUGUGCACCGCCGAUACGAGACCUGA
Messenger RNA from Aptenodytes forsteri (emperor penguin), 711 nucleotides. It is a transcript of the gene SAMD10, whose product is annotated as sterile alpha motif domain containing 10. Bases 1 to 711 code for a protein of 236 amino acids. The record is from RefSeq and is a predicted model, not a curated record. Gene Ontology annotation, cellular component: cytoplasmic side of plasma membrane. Gene Ontology annotation, biological process: cell surface receptor protein tyrosine kinase signaling pathway. Gene Ontology annotation, molecular function: protein binding. Lineage: Eukaryota; Metazoa; Chordata; Aves; Sphenisciformes; Spheniscidae. The transcript is spliced from 5 exons.